AAAAGUUCCUGGAACUGAAGCCGAUGUCUGCAGCAGAUUCAUUGUGAGUUUCACACUUUGUGCCCAUGGCCACAAUCUAUUUCUGUGGUUCCAGUUAUGUAUGACUGUCUUUAGGAAUGAACCGGACCAUGUUACACCCUGGGCCCUCCCCCAGACGCCCUGCUAAAGUAACAGCUGAUGUCAGUCCUGCUUAAAGACACACAUGCUCCCAGCUGGCUACAACCGCACUACAACCUGUGCAACAGUACAGUCAAAGGCACAGCAGGCAGCAAGCUGGACCACAGAAGGGCUCCUGCACCCCCGCCCCCCCCAACACGUCACGUUUGGCUAAAAGGAGGCUCCAAACCACGCUCACAAAUCCACAAUCCCAGACUUAAAUCCCAAAUUACAGGAGACUAACGUGAGAGUGACAGGGUCAUCUGUCUGCACCCCCAUGUGCCUGCUGGGACGAUGGAGCUGCGCUGCCUUCCUACAGAGACCCCCACCACGGCCAGCACCUGCUCCAUGGACCCCCUGUACGACAACUGCCCGCCUUUUGCCCAGCGAGUCAAACCCAGGGAGAAGGGAGUGGAGAGAGGGAUCGCAUGUCCUUUUGUGAGCAGGUUUCCAGGCGCUGGCAGCCCCCCACCUGGUGUGGUCCCAGCUUUGGCUGAGGUUCACCCGCUGGUGUGUGGAGGAGAGGCUGGCGCCUUGCCAGAGAGCUGCUCCUCCAGCUGCAGAGGAGGCUUGGGACGUCCGGCCUGGGAAGAGGAGCCAAGAGGAGGCAGGAAAAAACCAACAGAACAGGGAUGUGGCUGGGGGCCAAAGGACGGAGUCUGCCUGAAGCAAAGCCCCAGCCCAUCAUUAAGCGAGGAGCAUCGCAGUGCUUUGUCUCUGUACGACAAUCUCCUGGAUGCUGAGGUGACUGGCAGCCACCGCCCGCUCUUUGACGUGGAAACAAGCGUGCAGGACUGGCAGGAGCACAUGUGCCAGGCGUGGGCUCCAGAGGAGAUUCAGGAACUGAUGCAGGCCGAUGCUGAGAGAGAGGACAAGAACAUGUGGUCGUCCUGCGACGUCACCCAGAACCCAGGGAAGCACCAGGAUCCUGAGCUGGACUCUGGCUCUUGCACAUCAGCACCAGAGGAUCUCACGCUUCCAGAAAACUCCUCAAAACUACUCCAAACUAAGCUCAAGUGGCCCCCUGCUGCAGACCAGAGGCUGCCAUCUUUGUCUCCAAAGGUGCCCCCUCCUCCCCCGCUGGCUGACCCCUCUGCGAGUGCGCUCCGGAGCCUCCUCACCAGCCUCCAGCAGCAAAUACUGAGGCAGCGGGAGGAUUAUGAGGCGCAAAUCAUCAGCCUGGAGCAGCGAAAUGAAGAGCUGCAGCUGGAGGUGGUCCGUUUGAAAACCAACCUCUCGCAGCAGCGACACUGGUACCAGGUGGUUCAGGCCAAGAUCGAGGAGUCAGAGAGGGCCCGGACUGCUGCGGAGCUUCGCAACGCCACGCUGCAGAGGGAGAUGGAGCAGUUCUUCGACACCUUCGGCGAGCUCAACAACGAGGCGAAGAAAACAGAAUACAUCGUCAAGAGCUUCUGAGCACGGAGUUUGAACAGUUUCCGAGAGGGUCGCCUCAUCUCUAUACUCCUGCUAGAAUUCCUUGAAUGUCUGGAAGUAGAACUUUAAUUUUCUGAAGUCUGUUUAGAAGAAUGUUCUUAGAAAAGCACAGGAAACAAAAAUAUUCACUGAUAUCCACUUUAUUAGCUUUGAUAAUGGAUAAAAGAUGUUGGCCGAGUUCUAACGUGGUGGUCAAGACAUAUCACGCGGGGUCUCCAGAGUUCUGUCCACAUCUGCUAACAUUUUACAUCAUUUUCUGCCCACUUUGUAGGUCAUUUAAGGCAUAACAGAAAGAAUAAAGUCCUGGCUGUGUACAGAAAGUCCUCAGUGGCUCCAUAGUGUCUUUAUUUCCAUAGCUCUGUGUGAACAUUUAGGGCGACGAGCAGCUCAGUUUCCUCAAAGUUCAUCUUCUGAUUCUGGGAUUCACCGCCUCUAUCGUCAUGGAAACUGCACCUUCAGGACUUUCUGCUGAACGGUAAACUUUCUCCACUGACUUUCUUUUUGUAAAACAGAACUACAAGAUCAUGUCGAUAUCAUUUUUAGAUUUACAAGGCAACAAAAACAAAAAAAGUGCAUUUCUCAAACCCAAGAGCUUCAAAUUACAGUAGCAGAAAGGAGAGCUGACGUCUUUAGAACAAGCAUCUUCUUGGCCUGACGCCUUCAUGCAACAUGAUUCUUGUGGUCUGACGUGUCUUCUACAGGAUGAUUGUUUCUGUCAUUUUUCCAGCAUUAAUGGAAUGGUUUGGAGAAAAAUCAGCCUGUGAGUGGUGAAAGCUAGAGUUCCCACAUUAGGACCUCUGUGUGGUUUAUGUGCAACACUUUGCAAGAACAAAAAAACAAACAAAAAAAAUUACAUUUAUUUAUCAUUCUGCCUUUUUUAGGUUUCUAGAUUUGAUUUUGAUCAACAGAAUGAAAGUUUGCAUUAAAGUCAACAGAUGAUUUUUGUUUUCUACAGUAAUGUUGAACGUCUCAACAGAACAGGCACACUUUUGAUUUGUUCGAUUCAAACCUGGACAACUUCACAAAUGUAACACUGUAUGGAGACGUGAUGCUAUCACUGCAGCUGCAGCGUCUUUCCUGCUGUAAGAAGAGAAAAUUCACAUCACUCAUGCAAAUGAUGUGAAGUCAGAGUGCAGAGAGCGGCGCUGUGCAGGUCUGAGUGUGAAGGGUUCGAGUCUGCUGCCGGAUGUCCGAUCGACAACACACUUUUGAUCUGUUUGGCUUUCAUGCACCAGCAGGAACUUAGGUUUAGUGCGCAGGUCUGCUCUACUUUGAUGACGGUAACGGCUUAACUUAAUAUUUACUUAAAAAAUGAAAUAAAACAAGUCAGUCAAGUAAUAUAAAUCAAAUCAUGCUCCCUCCUCCUCAUGACUUCUGAUGUCAUCAAAAUAAAUAGGCAUCACACAAGGAGAAAAACUAGGAUUUUGCAGGGAAGAGAAAAAAAAAUCAAAUCAAAAAUAAGACAAAAAUGUAAAAAA
Molecule: messenger RNA, 3068 nt
Organism: Oryzias melastigma (Indian medaka)
Lineage: Eukaryota; Metazoa; Chordata; Actinopteri; Beloniformes; Adrianichthyidae
Product: rho GTPase-activating protein 24
Exons: 2
Coding region: 451-1572 (373 amino acids)
Source: RefSeq, a predicted model, not a curated record